GUUCGCUGGGGGUGUCAAAACGUGUCGUGCCGAAGUUCGCGUUCUACGCGCGUCCGUUGAUGAACGAUCGAAUCGCCCUAGUUUCAGUGAUUCACAACUACGAAUUGAUCUGUACUUCAGGUGUUUUGUUCAUUCCAGCAGAGUUCAAAGUGAUUUGUGGAAGAUGGACAAUGCAGCAUACAGGUGAUGUUGUGAAGCUUCUACCAAGAAGAGUGCAACAAUUUCUAUCAUUUUAUGUUGUGUUAUUAGUAAGUGAUAAGUGAGUUAAAUAAUAAAAAAAGUAUUGAAGAUCAAAACCAUGGCUCUGGUAAACUACACACUGCCAUUCGGUAGCAUACAGUCUCCCGGUUGGGCAACGGUAAGCCCAAUCCAUAGCCAACACGCAUCGGCAGUGAACAAUCUGCUCUACGGACCUACCGGUCAUCAGGAGGACGAUCCAAACGAUCAAGGUUUCUACGACAAUAGUCCUUAUUCACCUCCGCAGCAGCAUCGCCAGCAGCAGCAAAGUGCUCCUCAGCAGAGUUCCCAGUACCGACAAGCCCCUAGAAACAAUUAUCUGCCCCCUGCCCAGCAGUCAUACACGCAACCUCCCCCAAAACAGCAGGUAUAUCAACAGCCGCAACUUCAACCACCCCAAACAUCUAGAACAUACGGCGAGGGAUCCUAUUCUCAGGCUCCCUCCCGAGGUAACCCUCAGCAUCAAAAUCCCAGCUACUACAAUCCGGGCGGGUACAAUCAGCAACCGAAGCAGCAACCAUCUAGCUACAACGUGCCCAACCAACAGCCGCCGAAUAAUUACCGCGGCAAUGGUGGGCCUCCUCCACCACCCCCGCCACCCAAAAUCCCACAAACGCAAGCCACACCACCUCCAAGUCGGAUUCCACCGCCUCCCGUGAGUAGUGGUCGCGGUAUUAGCAGUACCUCCGCUGGUGGUGCCUUUCCGGAGCGACCACCCGGUUUCGUUAAAGUGAAUGCCGGUCAAGGUUCGCGAACUCAAGUGCAUGCCGUGCUGGACUACGACGACGACGAGGAAGAAUACUACGACGACGACGACGGGGACAAUGGUUCACCGAACGCGGCCGGUCGAGUUCCUGAUAACCGUAAAAAUUCUCGUAUGCCAACGGUAACCCCAAUCCAGGGUCCAAUAUUUCUCAAGAAUGGAACAGUUCCUGUCGUGCCAUUAUUUGCAUAUCCUCAAGUCAGCAACGGGACGUUCGUCCAGAUACCGAUCUGGUGGACGGCCCUAUCACUAGCGCUUGGUCUCAACGUGCGAGGAGAUGUAAUUAAAGGUGUUCCUUGUGUUAAGAAAAAUCAUCAGCUGUUCUGUCCAACGGCGGGCAACAGUUAUCCAAUAGAUAAAAUCGAAACGUUCAUCGACGAGAAUAAGGCGCUGAUGAAGCGAAUGUACGGUGACUUUGAAAUGUCGUCACGGAAUCCUCCGCAGCAGCAGAGCCGAAAACGCAAACGUCACCUACAGGAAGCCGAUGAUCACUUCACGAUACUGCCGGAGCUAAUGGAUCUGUACGGGGUGCCAGGUUCUCCGGAUGCACCGGAAAUGUUUGUCGGUGGCGGAGGCGAUUCCUACUUUGGUAAGCUGCGCAAUAAAAGACAAAGUCAAAAUCGUGGCGGAGGAGGAGGAGGCGGUGGUGGAGGAGCAGCUGCGAAUGGAGGGAGUAGUAGUAAUAGUAAUGGCGGUAGUAACAAUCGGUCCAACGGACGACAAGGUUCAUCCGAUAGCGGCAGCGGUGAAAGUACGGGGAGGGUCGACGCUUGUGAAUCGAAAAUCGAGAUCGUUACACCCUAUUGGGCUUCUAAUUCAGCCGGAAAAGUGCGGGCCAUUGUAAAUACACAGCAUUUCGAGCAAGCCAUUCACCAGGAAGUUUGUUCGAAAACUCAAACAUCUCGCUGUUCCGGAGAUUGUGGCUGCGAGCAAAAAUACAAAUGGCACCGGUUGCUGGCUUAUGAUCCGGAUAACGACUGCAAGGGUAUUUUUAUGGACUGGUUCCUGUUUCCCUCGUGCUGCGUUUGUCGAUGUAACCCUUAGAAAAUUCGCGUUGGAGAGAACGAAAAAAAAACGUCUAGAAAUGAUUCAAUUCGGAACAAAGUCAUGUUUUUAUUUUAGAAUAGUGAUGAUGUGCUUUUUAGAUUAGUGCUGUAUGUUCUAGUGAUAGAUAUAGGCAAAGGCGAAAACUAUACGAAAGAGAUUCAACCAUUUUUUUAAUACUGUUUCAUUACUAAGUUUAGAUAGUAAUUUGUAAUUUGGAGUAACAGUUACCACUUACACGAACGAGGGAACAUAGCCAAAUUGUAUUACGAAACGGGCGAACUUUAAUAAAGUGCUAGGAGAAGAUGCGUUACCUAUUUAGAGACAACUAGGUUUCAUCGUUAAAACUAAGUUAUUGUCUGUAAAUAUUUAGAUUAAAUUAUUCAUAUGAACAA
Molecule: messenger RNA, 2439 nt
Organism: Topomyia yanbarensis
Lineage: Eukaryota; Metazoa; Arthropoda; Insecta; Diptera; Culicidae
Gene: spz3
Product: protein spaetzle 3
Exons: 7
Coding region: 299-2044 (581 amino acids)
Biological process (GO): central nervous system formation; regulation of Toll signaling pathway; innate immune response
Cellular component (GO): extracellular region
Molecular function (GO): growth factor activity; Toll binding
Source: RefSeq, a predicted model, not a curated record